AUGGAUCUGACUCUGGUGCAGCUAGAUAACGGCCAAACAAACCACCUCCAAGCUGCUCCUAUCAGCGUGCAGUCAGACUGGCUGAGUAUCGAUAUGCCAUACUAUGCCUAUGAAGGAGACCAGGUGGUGGUGAGGUGCUCUGGCAGAGACAAUAAUAAAAUAAAGAGACUGACGUUCUACAAAGAUGGAGCUUGGCUACCCGCUUAUUAUAACACCUAUAUCAUUUCAAAUGCAAGACCCAGUGACAGUGGCUCCUAUUAUUGUAAGGCAAAAAGGAGAGUGUUCUUAUUUAUAGAUGACACGGAACAAACAAGAUCUGUAUGGCUCACUGUCCGAGAGCUGUUUCCAGCACCUCAACUGACAACCAGACCCUCGCAACCCACUGAGGGAGCCUCAGUAACCCUGUUCUGUGGUACCCAGCUCCCUGCAGACAGAUCACAGACCCAACUUCGCUACUCCUUCUACAGGGGUGGCUAUACCCUGAGGUCAGACUGGGACUCACCAGAGUUUUGGAUCUCAGAAAUAUGGAAAGAAGACUCAGGAUAUUACUGGUGUGAGGCAAGGACAGUAUCUCACAGUGUGUCAAAGCAGAGUCACCAGUCCUAUAUACAAGUGCAAAGAAUCCCUGUGUCUGGAGUGCUCCUGGAGACACAGCCCCAGAGGGACCAGGUGGUUAAAGGGGAGACGCUGGUCCUUGUCUGCUCUGUGGCCAAAGGCACCGGGAAAACCAAGUUCUUUUGGCACAGAGAGGAUACAAGAGAGAGUCUGGGGCAGAAAAGUCAGCGCUCCCAGAGGGCAGAGCUGGAGAUCCCGGCUAUCCGGGAGAGCCAUGCCGGACGCUACUACUGCACAGCUGACAACGGUUACGGCCUCAUCCAGAGCCAGGCAGUGAUCGUCACUGUGAGAAUUCCAGUGUCACGUCCCGUCCUCACCUUCAGUGUUCCUGGGGCCCAGGCCUUGACUGGGGACGUGGUGGAGCUUCGCUGUGAGGACAACAGAGCAUCUCCCCCCAUUUUGUACCGGUUUUACCAUGAAAAUGUUCCCCUGGGGAACACCGCGGCGCCUUUUGGAGGAGGAGCUUCCUUCAACCUAUCUGUGACCGCAAGGCAUUCUGGGACCUAUGCUUGCGAGGCCGACAACGGCCUGGGGGCCCAGCGCAGUGACGUGGCGGUACUGUACGUGACAGAAUUUCCACCUAAAAUACGCUUAAUGAAUGGUCCCCACCGUUGUGAAGGGCGAGUGGAGGUGGAAAAGGAAGGUCACUGGGGCACCGUGUGUGAUGACGGCUGGGACAUGAAGGAUGUGGCCGUGGUGUGCCGGGAGCUGGGCUGUGGAGCAGCCAAGCACACACCUGCAGGCAUGUUGUAUCUGCCAGUGGCAGAAGAGGACCAGCCUGUAUUUAUUCAGGUAGCCCUGUGCAAUGGGACAGAAGCGGCACUGGCUGAAUGUGAGCAGGUUGAGACCUUUGACUGUGGGCACGAUGAGGAUGCAGGCGCAGUGUGUGAAGCAUUCUAG
Molecule: messenger RNA, 1515 nt
Organism: Capra hircus (goat)
Lineage: Eukaryota; Metazoa; Chordata; Mammalia; Artiodactyla; Bovidae
Product: Fc receptor-like protein 2
Exons: 8
Coding region: 1-1515 (504 amino acids)
Biological process (GO): cell surface receptor signaling pathway
Cellular component (GO): membrane
Molecular function (GO): transmembrane signaling receptor activity
Source: RefSeq, a predicted model, not a curated record